Cordyceps fumosorosea ARSEF 2679 is the source of this 1827-nucleotide messenger RNA. Its product is annotated as Dihydroxy-acid/6-phosphogluconate dehydratase. Bases 1 to 1827 code for a protein of 608 amino acids. Gene Ontology annotation, molecular function: dihydroxy-acid dehydratase activity. Lineage: Eukaryota; Fungi; Ascomycota; Sordariomycetes; Hypocreales; Cordycipitaceae. Gene Ontology annotation, cellular component: mitochondrion. The record is from RefSeq and is a predicted model, not a curated record. Gene Ontology annotation, biological process: branched-chain amino acid biosynthetic process. The transcript is spliced from 2 exons.
AUGCUGUCCCAUUGCCUGCGCCAACGGCCUGUUUCCGGUCUGGCCAGCCUAUCCAAAGCUUCUACUAGCAUCAUCAAUGCCACACAUAAUAGCCGCUACCUCUCGACAACAUCGCCUCGUCGCGCCAAUGACGAGCCCACGCCGCUCAACAAGGUGUCGGGCACCAUCACGCAGCCCAAGUCCCAGGGUGCUUCGCAGGCCAUGCUCUACGCCACCGGUCUCUCCGAGGCUGACAUGAACAAGGCGCAGGUCGGCAUCUCCUCGGUCUGGUUCGAGGGCAACCCGUGCAACAUGCAUCUCCUAGACCUCUCCAAGGCGGUGCGCGACUCGGUCAAGAAGGCUGGCUUCAUCCCCUACCGCUUCAACACUAUCGGCGUCAGCGACGGCAUCUCCAUGGGCACCACCGGCAUGCGCUACUCCCUGCAGAGCCGCGAGAUCAUCGCCGACUCCAUCGAGACUGUCAUGAGCGGACAGUGGUACGACGCCAACGUCAGCCUGCCCGGCUGCGACAAGAACAUGCCCGGCGUCGCCAUCGCCAUGGGCCGCGUCAACCGCCCCAGCAUCAUGGUCUACGGUGGAAGCAUCAAACCUGGCUGCACCAAGGCCGGCGCCCCCAUCGACAUCGUCUCAGCCUUCCAGGCCUACGGCCAGUACAUUAGCGGCGAGAUCACCGAGGAGGAGCGUUUCGACAUUGUCCGCCACGCGUGCCCCGGCCAGGGCGCCUGCGGCGGCAUGUACACGGCCAACACCAUGGCCACCGCCAUCGAGACUAUCGGCCUCACCCUGCCCGGCAGCAGCAGCAACCUCGCCGACAGCCCGGAGAAGAUGGCCGAGUGCGCGAGCGUCGGCGAGGCCAUCAAGAACCUGCUCAAGGAGGACAUUCGCCCCCGUGACAUCAUCACCCGCCAGGCGCUCGAGAACGCCAUGGUCGUCAUCACCGUCCUCGGCGGCAGCACCAACGCCGUGCUGCACCUGCUCGCCAUCGCCGACGCUGCCGGUGUCAAGCUUACCAUUGACGACUUCCAGAGCGUCUCAGACCGCAUCCCCUUCCUCGCCGACCUCAAGCCCUCGGGCAAGUAUGUCAUGGCCGACCUGCACGCCAUGGGCGGCACGCCCGCGCUGCUCAAGUACCUCAUCGGGGAAGGGCUCAUCGACGGCUCCGGUGUCACCGUCACCGGAAAGACCAUGAAGCAAAACGUCCAGGACGCUGUCGACUUCCCCAGCGACCAGGACAUCAUCCGCCCGCUCAGCAACCCUAUCAAGCCCACCGGCCACAUCCAGAUCCUGCGCGGCUCCCUCGCGCCCGGCGGCUCCGUCGGCAAGAUCACCGGCAAGGAAGGCCUGCGCUUCGAGGGCGCCGCGCGCGUCUUCGACAGCGAGCCCGACAUGAUCGCCGCCCUCGAGCGCGGCGAGUUCAAGAAGGGCGAGAAGAAGGUGGUCAUCAUCCGCUACGACGGGCCCAAGGGCGGGCCCGGCAUGCCGGAGAUGCUCAAGCCGUCGUCGGCCAUCAUGGGCGCCGGCCUCGGCAAGGACGUCGCGCUGCUCACCGACGGCCGCUACUCGGGCGGCUCCCACGGCUUUAUUAUUGGCCACAUCGUGCCCGAGGCCGCCGACGGCGGGCCCAUCGCGCUCGUCCAGGACGGCGACCACAUCGUCAUCGACGCGGAGAAGCGCGUCAUCGACCUCGAGGUGCCCGAGGAGGAGAUGGCGGCGCGCAGGAAGGCGUGGAGGGCGCCGGCGCCGCGCUACACACGAGGCACGCUGACAAAGUACGCCCGCCUCGUCACGGACGCGUCCAGCGGCUGCGUGACGGACAAGGCGCAAUGA